This is a messenger RNA of Adineta steineri, 801 nucleotides long. The record is from the annotation of a GenBank genome assembly. Lineage: Eukaryota; Metazoa; Rotifera; Eurotatoria; Adinetida; Adinetidae.
AUGUUUGGCAAUCAAAAAUUCGGAAUACCUGGUGGAGCCAGUGGAGCUGGAGGGUUUGGUGGACGCGGAGGCGCUGGUGAUCCUAGUGGAGCUGGUGGACUUGGUGGGCCUGGUGGUGCUAGUGGAUUCGGUGGACCUGGCGGUGCUAGCGGAUUCGGUGGGCCUGGUGGCGCCAGCGGAUUCGGUGGACCAGGUGGUGCUAGCGGAUUCGGUGGGCCUGGUGGCGCUAGUGGAUUCGGUGGACCAGGUGGUGCUAGCGGAUUCGGUGGGCCUGGUGGCGCCAGCGGAUUCGGUGGGCCAGGUGGUGCUAGCGGAUUCGGUGGGCCAGGUGGACGCGGAGGAGCUGGUGGGCCUAGUGGAGCUGGAGGAUUCGGUGGACCUAAUAGAGCUGGUGGAGCUGGCGGAUUUGGUGGGCCUGGCGGAGCUAGCGGAUUUGGUGAGCCUGGCGGAGCUGGCGAGUUCAGUGGGCCUAGUGGAACUGGAGGAUUUGGUGGACCUGGCGGAGUUGCAGGAUCUGGUGGAUCUGGUACUAUUACUGCUACAGAAGCAAACAAAUGGAAACAGGAUAUGCAGUAUGCCUUUGAUAAAACCAAACAAGUCGAACGUGUAAGAGAUUGGCUCGGUUUUCGACAAAUCGAUUUAAAUGGCGCAGAUUCAAUUAUUAAUUCUACCGAUGUAUCAAAUGAACGUGAAGUUGCUCGUAUGCUUAUACAACAAUGUACAGCAGAUAAAGCAGCCAUAAAAGCUCAAUUCCGCACUCAUAUGCAUGUGGAUACUUGGACAGCAGUCUUUGGAAAAUAA